This is a messenger RNA of Saimiri boliviensis boliviensis (Bolivian squirrel monkey), 3296 nucleotides long. Lineage: Eukaryota; Metazoa; Chordata; Mammalia; Primates; Cebidae. The record is from RefSeq and is a predicted model, not a curated record.
UUGGGGAGCUGGUGGGCGGGGCCUGCGGGGUUGGCGGAGGGGCAUGAGCGAGUUUGCGUUGGUCCCGGGUGGACUAGUAAUGGGGGAGGGCUUAGGGAUAGAGUGCAGGGCGUCGCCGAGACCCUGAGAUUUGAAGAUAACGUUGGGGGCACGCCCAUUAACCAAGUCUGUAGGGAUGAGGAUUUUGACCUGGGUUCAAACCCCGGGUCAAGGUCGUUGAUUUAUUCUCAUUUGACGUUGCCAUGAAACAGGACUGUUUGCCUUCCCUUCUCCCAGGUUUUGUCUUCGCUCUCUGUUUGGAAGAGAGGCUGUGUGGCAUCCUUUUCUCCCAGUUGGCGUUCAGGAGGGCCCUCUAAUGCGCCAAUAGGGUAGCAACGUGUCCUCUAGGGAGGAUGGAAGACGGCGCUUCUCUCCAGUUCAGAGUAUUGUCAGUUGUGUCUUUAUCACCUGGAAAGAAUUGACUGGCUUGUAGAUUGAAGUCCAAGGUCUUUAAGGAUGUAUGCUGCCACCGUGCCUGCCCCAUUUGGCAGUGGCCUCCUGUGUGCUGCGCUGGUGUAGAUGGUGGAAGUGUGACUCUGCUGAGUGGCAGGCCUCUUGGAGUCUCCAAGUCAUCAUGAAUGCCAUCGUGGCUCUCUGCCACUUCUGCGAGCUCCACGGCCCCCGCACUCUCUUCUGCACGGAGGUCCUGCACGCCCCUCUUCCCCAAGGGGCUGGGAAUGAGGACAGCCCCGGCCAGGGCGAGCAGGCGGAGGAAGAGGAAGGUGGCAUUCAGAUGAGCAGCCGGAUGCGCGCCCACAGCCCUGCUGAGGGGGCCAGUGUCGAUUCCAGCAGCCCGGGGCCCAAAAAGUCAGACAUGUGUGAGGGCUGCCGGUCACUUGCUGCAGGGCACCCGGGGUAUAUCAGCCACGAUAAAGAGACCUCCAUCAAAUACGUCAGCCACCAGCACCCCAGCCACCCCCAGCUCUUCAGCAUUGUCCGCCAGGCCUGUGUCCGGAGCCUGAGCUGUGAGGUCUGCCCUGGCCGCGAAGGCCCCAUCUUCUUCGGAGAUGAGCAGCAUGGCUUUGUGUUCAGCCAUACUUUCUUCAUCAAGGACAGCCUGGCCAGGGGCUUCCAGCGCUGGUACAGCGUCAUCACCAUCAUGAUGGACCGGAUCUACCUCAUCAACUCCUGGCCCUUCCUGCUGGGGAAGGUCCGGGGAAUCAUCGACGAGCUCCAGGGCAAGGCGCUCAAGGUGUUUGAGGCAGAGCAGUUUGGAUGCCCACAGCGUGCGCAGAGGAUGAACACAGCCUUCACACCAUUCCUGCACCAGAGGAACGGCAAUGCCGCCCGCUCGCUGACGUCGCUGACAAGUGAUGACAACUUGUGGGCGUGCCUGCACACCUCCUUUGCCUGGCUCCUGAAGGCAUGUGGCAGCCGGCUGACCGAGAAGCUCCUGGAAGGUGCCCCCACUGAGGACACGUUGGUCCAGAUGGAGAAGCUCGCAGAUUUAGAAGAGGAAUCAGAAACCUGGGACAACUCUGAGGCUGAAGAGGAGGAGAAAGCCCCUGUGUUGCCGGAGGGUGCAGAAGGGCGGGAGCUGACCCAGGGCCUGGCAGAGUCCUCCUCUCUUGCAGGCUGUGGGAGCUGGCAGCCCCGGAAGCUGCCAGUCUUCAAGUCCCUCCGGCACAUGAGGCAGGUCCUGGGAGCCCCGUCUUUCCGCAUGCUGGCCUGGCACGUUCUCAUGGGGAACCAGGUGAUCUGGAAAAGCAGAGACGUGGACCUCGUGCAGUCAGCCUUUGAAGUGCUUCGGACCAUGCUGCCCGUGGGCUGCGUCCGCAUCAUCCCGUACAGCAGCCAGUACGAGGAGGCCUAUCGGUGCAACUUCCUGGGGCUCAGCCCGCACGUGCAGAUCCCCCCCCACGUGCUCUCCUCAGAGUUUGCUGUCAUCGUGGAGGUCCAUGCGGCUGCACGCUCCAGCCUCCACCCUGUAGGGUGUGAGGACGACCAGUCUCUCAGCAAGUACGAGUUUGUGGUGACCAGUGGGAGCCCUGUAGCUGCAGACCGAGUCGGCCCCACCAUCCUGAAUAAGAUUGAGGCCGCCCUGACCAACCAGAACCUGUCUGUGGAUGUGGUGGACCAGUGCCUCGUCUGCCUCAAGGAGGAGUGGAUGAACAAAGUGAAGGUGCUUUUUAAGUUCACCAAGGUGGACAGUCGGCCUAAAGAGGACACGCAGAAGCUGCUGAGCAUCCUGGGCGCCUCCGAGGAGGACAACGUCAAGCUUCUGAAGUUCUGGAUGACUGGCCUGAGCAAGACCUACAAGUCACACCUCAUGUCCACGGUCCGCAGUCCCACGGCCUCGGAGUCUCGGAGCUGACCUGCCACACACAGCCGCCUGAAGAUGGGGGUGGCUGUCCACAGGCCCCUCCAGCCACGCACGAGGGACUGUCACGUGUUUCUGAUUUGCUGGAAGGAGCUGUGUCCCAGCAAGGAAUGGAAACUUGGGGCUGGGCUCGGCCCUCUGUCGGGUUUGGGGCCUGUGUGCUUCCCACACCCUUCCUUAAGCCACUGGAAUCGCUGAAGAGGCACUGAAAGGCGUGGGGAUGUUGGGCUCCCUUUCUUGGAAUCCCUCGGAGAGAUGCCUAGGACAGCUUACCCCUCAGGCCCCUUGUGGUCUUAGAUUUCAAAACCCGACGGAGAAACAGGUCGGGUUGGUCCGACUCCGUAUGCAGGCACAAUGACAUAUCCGCUCUCGAGGUUAACAUUCAAGCCUUUCCAUUUGAAGUUCAGCACGUGUUUCUGGGCCUCGUGUUUGAGUGUACAUUUUGCUGCAGUUGUGAAUAUUCAGUACAUUGCCAGUCCUUGGUCACCGAGUCGUCGUUUUUUGAGUCAGGGCUCUGCAGGAGACUGAGGAGUGAAGUGGAGCUGUUCCUCAUCUUCAAGUCCCCACAGAUGUGUGUUCUGAAGUCAUGGGGCUCAUCAUCUGGGGUGUUCCCCCUCAGGUGCUUGUGAAGGUGUGGGUUAUUGCACGUAUGCCUGCCGUGAACCUGCCGUGAACACUGAUGUACACAUGCUUGUGUGAAUGGAUCCAUCCUUUCUCCUGGGAGUGGGAUACCUGGAUCAUAUGGAAGGUCCCUCCCCAGCCCGAGGGGACAGUGAAGGUGUCCACAUUUCCCGAACAGCUCUGCUGUGCUCCACACGAGGAAAGCCGGGGUUGCUGAGGCUUCCGGGUCCGCGGGCGGUCUCUGGCCUGGGCAGGUGACCUGCACUGAGGCUCUGCUGAGGGCGCGGGGCGAGGCGCCCGCCGGGGAGCAGGCCGC